Messenger RNA from Aspergillus heteromorphus CBS 117.55, 4372 nucleotides. RefSeq names its product serine/threonine protein kinase chk2. The transcript has 13 exons. Gene Ontology annotation, cellular component: nucleus. Gene Ontology annotation, molecular function: protein binding; oxidoreductase activity, acting on paired donors, with incorporation or reduction of molecular oxygen; protein serine/threonine kinase activity. The record is from RefSeq and is a predicted model, not a curated record. Gene Ontology annotation, biological process: protein phosphorylation; mitotic DNA damage checkpoint signaling. Lineage: Eukaryota; Fungi; Ascomycota; Eurotiomycetes; Eurotiales; Aspergillaceae. The coding region runs from base 409 to 4068 and encodes 1219 amino acids.
CACUAGUACGGUGUACCUACAUACCUAGGCCAAUGUUAUGAAGACCACACGUCAUGUCGAGUACUAGUUUUAAAGAACUGGCAAACUCCUGGGGCUUUCCUACGACUGUUGUUCUGUACCUAGGAGCCAACGGAUGUGUAAGGACUUCCGCCGUUUCUUAAGGUACGAAGACCUUAGGUACUAACGCCUGCCGUGGUAUUCUUCAGUUCAAUUACCAUCCUGCCUUCCCUUCCUUUUGACCUCCAUAACUGAACACUCCUUGAAUAUUGGUAAUAAUAACCAAGAGGAAUGGACAACCUGUAAUCUGCGAGUUCAAUUGCUGGCGACUUUAUUAUCUAUUGAAGAAUAAAACGCAAAGGCCAAGUGAACUCGGGGUUGAGACCCAAUACGAUGUAAACAGGUACCAAAAUGGCACCGCAGAACGAGAAAAGCUCUCUCAAGCGCGGCAGGGCUAGCACCGAUAACGACUCGCAGCAUCUCAAAAAACCACGAUGCUCUGAAAGGAUUGAUUUUCAAAACAAGCCACGAGCCAUAGACAAUGAGUUGUAUUUGCCUACGCCAGUGACCCAAAAGGACUCAACUGCUACAGACGUCAUAGAAGAGACGACAACUACACCUAAUACUUUCAACCAGAUUUCUCCUCGGUAUACGCCCUCUAACUCGGAAAACUUCCAGACUAGCCCACCUGCUGGUGAUACUCAGGCCCUUUCGCAAUUUGUCUAUCCCCCCAGAGCAUUUGCCGACGAAGUCGAAGAUGAAGCCGCAGAGGGCGUCUGGGGCUAUUUGAUACCGCUUGAUGACAAAGUCCAACAUGCUCUAGUCUUGAGAAAGCGCGGGAAUUGCGAAGAACGCAAGCACCCAGGAUCCAUGGCUAGGUCCAGAACGGAAGCACGGAAUAAAAGCACAGAAAUCGCGGACAGACAGGGACCUGUUUCUCAAAUACCAGGCGGCUAUCUGAUAGGGCGCCAUCAUGAAUGUGACCUGGUGCUCAACAUCCCUACUAUUUCAAAUCGCCACUUUUUGGUAUUCCCAGAAAAUAGAAGAGGAGAUUCGAUCGCAAUGUUGGGGGAUCUGUCCAGCAAUGGUACCUUUGUCAAUGACGCAAUUGUAGGCCGGAACAAGCAUCGUGAACUGGAAGAUGGUGAUGAGAUCACCAUUUUAGACGAAGCACGCUUCAUUUUCAGAUACCCCCGGGCACGAGACACAAACCGUUUCCGUCAACAGUACAGGAUUCUGCAACAGCUAGGGAAAGGUCACUUCGCCACUGUCUACCUUUGUGUAGAGCGAGCUACAGGAACACAAUAUGCCGUGAAGGUGUUUGAGAAACGUUCCAGCGACUCACAGCGCCCACAGACCGAUACUUUGCAGCAGGAAGUUGGCCUUUUGAUGGGAGUCAGUCAUCCGAACCUGCUUUGUCUCAAAGAUACCUUUGACGAAAGCGAUGGUGUGUAUCUUGUUCUGGAGCUUGCUCCAGAAGGCGAGCUUUUCAAUGUGAUUGUUAGCAGACAGAAAUUUACGGAGAGUGAGACCCGUCAUAUAUUCAUUCAACUUUUUGAAGGCCUGAAGUAUUUGCAUGACCGUGGCAUCGUUCAUCGGGACAUAAAACCUGAAAACAUCCUUAUUGUGGAUAAAAGUCUCACAGUCAAACUUGGCGAUUUUGGUCUGGCUAAGAUCAUUGGGGAAGAUUCGUUUACAACAACAUUGUGUGGGACACCAAGCUAUGUUGCACCGGAAAUUCUGGAAGAUUCACUCCGCCGAAAGUAUACCAAGGCUGUGGAUAUUUGGUCACUUGGAGUUGUGCUAUACAUUUGCCUUUGUGGAUUCCCCCCAUUUUCCGAUGAGCUAUACACAUCUGAGCAUCCGUACACCCUGGCACAGCAGAUAAAGUCCGGGCGGUUCGACUAUCCGUCGCCAUAUUGGGACUCUGUUGGUGACCCAGCUUUGGAUUUAAUAGACCGAAUGCUUAAAGUCGAUGUCAACAAGCGAAUUACGGUCGACAACUGCCUGGAACACCCGUGGCUUAAAGGAAACUACCCAAGUGCAUCUGACAGCACAGAGGGUCUAAGUGGAGCCCUAGAGAGGUUGGACUUCUCUAAACGGAAACUAGCACGUGAAAGGACACUUCUCAGUUAUAUCAACGAUGUUCUGCAUGUUGAACAGAAGCAGGGAAGCAGUGCCCCUGUUAGGGUUUUCCACAAAAAUGAUGCUGGGAAACGUGUUCAUAAUCACCCAGCUAAGGGUAAACAGCAACGUGAAGCAUCUCCCGAUGAAAACAGCACCCCUCAACAGUUCCUCAAUCUUGGGGAACGGGGCGACCCAGUCCUAUUCGAGAAUAAGCCGCCGCCCCUCGGUAUCAUGAAAUUAAUAAGAAUUCUUUACCUCUAUUUUCCUAUUUUCCAUCUCUCCAUAAAACAUAAUAAUGCACAACCCACUCUCUACCUUUUACCCUAUACCCUAGUAGCUAUUCGGUCCUGUUAUUGCGCAAUUAUGGGGUUUCUUGCAAUUAUUCUUAAUGAUCUUUACAAAUUCUGCUCAGACUUCUCAACACUAGGGAUUUUUGGCAUUGGAUUAUUUUCUCUGCUUGCUUUAUCUAUUACCAUUAAUAUUGUGAAGCAGCUUGUGUUUAAGAACCCUAAUGAACCCCCCUUGGUAUUUCACUGGCUUCCCUUCAUAGGCAGUACCAUCAGCUAUGGCAUGGAACCAUAUAAAUUUUUCUUUGAUUGCCGCGCAAAGUAUGGUGACAUAUUUACCUUUGUUCUCCUAGGCAAGAAGACGACAGUUUAUCUAGGCACCAGGGGUAAUGACUUCAUUCUUAAUGGGAAAUUGCGAGAUGUCUGUGCUGAAGAGGUGUAUUCCCCGCUUACGACACCUGUAUUUGGGCGUCAUGUUGUAUAUGACUGUCCUAAUUCCAAACUUAUGGAGCAGAAGAAGUUUGUGAAAUUUGGCCUGACGUCUGAUGCAUUGCGCUCGUACGUACGCUUAAUCACUAACGAGGUGGACGAUUUUGUCGAGAACUCCGCAGCUUUUCAAGGACCAAACGGUGUUUUCGAUGUAUGCAAAACAAUCGCCGAGAUCACCAUAUACACAGCUUCACGCUCUCUUCAGGGAAAAGAAGUCCGGAACAGAUUCGAUUCUACAUUUGCCGAAUUGUACCAUGAUCUUGACAUGGGCUUUGCCCCCAUCAAUUUCAUGCUGCCUUGGGCGCCUCUUCCCCAUAACCGGAAGCGCGAUGCUGCACAAAGGAAGAUGACCGAAACAUACAUGGAAAUCAUCAGACAACGUCGUAUGGGCGGCAAUGAAAAGGACUCGGAAGACAUGGUUUGGAAUCUUAUGUCCUGCUCAUACAAAAACGGCACUCCUGUACCCGACGAAGAAAUUGCGCAUAUGAUGAUUGCUCUACUCAUGGCUGGUCAGCAUUCUUCUUCGUCUACAGCUUCGUGGAUUGUCUUGCAGCUUGCGAUGCACCCAGACAUCAUGGAGGAGCUGUACAGUGAACAAAUCCGCGUUCUUGGAUCCGACCUUCCUCCUCUUACUUAUGAGAACUUACAGAAGCUGGAUUUGCAUGCUAAAGUGAUCAAAGAAACCUUACGCAUCCACGCACCCAUUCAUUCUAUAAUUCGCGCGGUCAAGAACCCAAUGCCUGUUGAUGGCACACCAUAUGUGAUUCCAACUUCUCAUAACGUCCUUUCCUCGCCUGGUGUCAGUGCAAGGUCGGAGGAUUAUUUCCCCAAUCCUCUUAAAUGGAAUCCUCACCGUUGGGACGAGACAAUCGCAGCCAACGCUGAAGAAGAUGAGGAGGAAAUUGAUUAUGGGUAUGGUCUCGUUAGCAAAGGAACCAAUAGCCCAUACCUCCCGUUUGGCGCAGGGCGGCAUAGGUGCAUUGGUGAACAGUUUGCUUAUGUACAGCUUGGUGCAAUAACUGCCGCCUUGGUCAGGCUGUUCAAGUUUCGUAAUUUGCCAAAUUUCAAGGAUAUCCCGGAAACGGACUACUCGUCUCUCUUCUCUAAACCUGCUGGCAAAUCAGUAAUUCAAUUUGAAAGACGCGCCCCAGUUACAAAUUCACGAUAGCCCGUCUUUCAUUAUUCCAUAAAGCUUGUGGCUAUCUAAGCAUGAUUGCUACUCAAAACCUGUUGAGUAGUACGAUAUGAUUGGCUUACAAUGACAGUCCCAUGGCUUCUGGUUUGAAGGGUUUCGGUGUCCGGCUUCCACUUCUUGAAAAUAAUGACUGCCUGUCCGAUAUAUGUAUGUAUAAUAAUGAGUUGGAGGUUUAGUGUACCUUCUUUAAGAUCUGCUUAUGUUUACAAUGCUCUUCAAUAAAUGUAUUUUCAUGAGAUUUGCAACCUAGCAAGGACAUGAUCCUCAUCUGUCUCGG